This is a messenger RNA of Suillus subaureus, 2490 nucleotides long. RefSeq lists its product as uncharacterized. Lineage: Eukaryota; Fungi; Basidiomycota; Agaricomycetes; Boletales; Suillaceae. The transcript is spliced from 13 exons. The record is from RefSeq and is a predicted model, not a curated record. Bases 1 to 2490 code for a protein of 829 amino acids.
AUGUCUUGCUCUCCAAGUCCUGAGAAUCCUGCCUUUGACAGUCAACAGGACUUUGGCAAUGCACAUCUCUUGGAAGGUGCUGAUGAAGCAUUCAUGCCGGAACAGGGUGUACAGUUGGGGCCUCUAUUCCGGACAUUCCACCUGCAUCUCACAGGACGCAAGUGUGAUGUCCACAGCAACUUCAUCGACCAGAAUGCCCUCCCACCACCUCGAACUGAAGCAUUACCCACCGACUGGACCCCAUAUGAAAAUUGGGUCGCAUUUGAGACAGUGGAAUUCCUCUAUACACGUAACCAAAUGUCUGGAGGGCAGAUUGACACCCUUCUUGACCUCUGGGCAGCCACACUUAUCAAACACGACGACAGUCCUCUUGGAACCAGACCAGCUGAGAAUGUUCUGCCAUGGACGACUGCUGAGUAUGAUGUGUGGUUCUGCAAUCCAUGUCUACUGGUUCACAAUAUGCUUUCAAACCCUGACUUUGCUGCCGAGAUUGAAUAUGUCCCGUAUCGGGACUAUACAGAUGAUAAUAAACAUUGUUACAAGAAUUUUCUCUCUGGUGAUUGGGCUUGGAAGCAAGUGGAUAUUAUCACACAGGAUCCGGAAACUCAUGGAUUGAUGUUUGUGCCCCUGAUCAUUGGCAGUGACAAGACUACGGUCUCAGUUGCCACAGGACACACUGAAUACCAUCCGCUCUAUCUAUUGAUUGGGAACAUUUUCAAUGGAGUUCAGCGCGCACAUUGCAAUGGUGUGGUAUUGGUGGGCUUUUUGGCCAUUCCAAAAAGCACAAAGGAACAUUUAGAUGAUAAAGACUUUCGCAAUUUCUGCCAUCAGAUGUUUCACUCCUCACUUGCCAAGAUUUUUGAGCCUGUGAAGUUGAAUAUGAUGGUUCCCAAUGUUGCACGCUGUCCCAAUAGCCAUUAUCAGCGUGUUAUCUACGGGUUAGGCCCAUACAUCACUGAUUAUCCUGAGCAGGUGGCUCUUUCUGGAGUAGUCCAAAACUGGUGUCCAAAAUGCUUGAAUAACUGCAAAAAUCUCAAUGGUGACGGUGAACCUUUACUCCAGUGCAGACAUCACACCGACCUCAUGGUUCAGGAGCUCCCACACGCCCACCUCUGGCACAAGUAUGGAAUCAUCCAAGAGGUCAUGCCUUUCAUGAAUGAUUUCCCUCAAGCAGAUAUCCACAAACUUCUCUCUCCAGACAUCCUGCAUCAAAUCAUCAAAGGCACAUUCAAAGAUCACCUUGUUGACUGGGUAGAACAAUACUUGUUGCUCACACACCAGGCUUCAGAUGCAGCAGAAAUCAUGGACAACAUUGAUCAAAGGAUAGCGGUUGUAGCUCCUUUCGCAGGUCUGCAGCGCUUUCCAGAAGGGUGUGGAUUCAAGCAGUGGACCGGUGAUGAUUCCAAGGCUCUGAUGAAGGUAUAUCUGCCCACCAUCAGCAGUCAUGUUCCUCAGGAUGUAGUUUGCGCAUUCAGCGCAUUCCUUGACUUCUGCUACAUAGAUGAUCUCACCCAGCUUCAAGAUGCGCUCAGUCGCUUUCACCAGUACUGCGAAAUAUUCAAGACCACAGGAGUUGUACUCAACUUCUCAUAUCCAUGCCAACACUCCCUCAGUCACUACUCCCUCAUGAUCCAGCUCUUUGGUGCCCCAAAUGGCCUUUGUUCAUCAAUCACAGAGUCCAAACAUAUCAAGGCAGUUAAAGAGCCCUGGCACCACUCCAGCAGAUACAAAGCAUUAAGCCAGAUGCUUCUCACCAACCAAUGCCUUGACAAAAUAGCUGCAGCCUGGAGUGAUUUUGAAGCUCGUGGCAUGCUUCGAGGGUCAUGCCUGUCCAAUGCAUUGUGGGCACUUAGAGAGAGUGAUUGCUGGACAACAGCACAGAUGAAGAUGAAGACGACAAUGAUGCACUUCAAGCACGUCACACAAACUGUUUGCUCAAAAUUCCUAGUGCCGGGUCAUUCACCCGAUGUCCCUGUGCUUAUGCUCAAUCUCAACCUUCCAACCCUCCCUACAUUAAUCCAACAAUUUCUUCAUGACCAGCUUCAUAUCGACAACAAUGAGCCACCUGAAUUUGACCCUGCAAUGGCACCUACUUACAUGGGCAGGGUUUCUGUCUUUAGUUCGGUGGCAGCAUCAUUCUAUGCCCCCAGUGACCUCAGUGGCACUGGAGGCAUGCGAUGCGAGCAUAUUCAGGCAAUGCCAUCAUGGCAAGGGGGUCCUGCUAGGAAUGACUGUGUCUUUGUCAGUAUGAAUGACAAAGUCAGUUAUCCUGACACUGGGAUGUACCUUGUUGCACCAUUGACCAACGAUGAUGGGACACUGGAUCUCUCAAUUAUUCAUAUUAAUUGUAUAUUCCAUGCAGCUCAUCUUAUUCCCCUCUAUGGUUCCAAUGUCUUACCUCGUGCAAUCACUCUUCACGACAGCUGCAACGUAUUUCGCGCCUUCUAUGUCAACAAGUAUGCAGAUCAUCAUGCAUUUGAGGUAGUGUGA